AUGGGUUGUGUGGGAUUUUUCAAUAAGAACGAUAACUUCUCCUCGUUUCACCAGUGCUUGAAGGCCUGCGAUUUCAAAAAAGGUUGGCUUGUUUAAAAACACCUAUUGAAACGCUUUUACACUGAUGAAAUAUAAGCAGUAUUUCAUGCUUUUUAGUGCCUGGGGCAAAACCGACUCAGGCGUACUCCUGUGUCGAUUACUACACUCCCUGCACUGCACUGACAUUCUACUACAUACCAUCGUAUUUGAAUCAUUUCCUUGAGUGGACUCAAUGUCUGGAAGUUUGCCAUUUGCUUACCAACGGUAAGGCAGUAUCCUGUUUUUUAUCACACCCCUUUACUGAAAAAAAUAUUGGAAAAGGGAGUUCGCCCAAUUAAGUACGCAAACAACGCAUACUUACAGUGAGGUGGAGUAGAUGGGAAAACUCAUGAAAUAUCAACCGAAAUUCCGAAAAGCGUCUUCGUUUCGAAAAGUUUAUUUAAGGAGGGUUGUACAACUAAUCAUCGCGAAGGAUAAUUCUACAGAAAUUCAGUUGACUCAGGAUGUCGGCUUUCGAAAUAACUUCUUUCAGGAUGCAAACAAAAACCAUACUCUGUAAGAAAUGACUACUUAUAUAGCACGCAUUUUCUUAUUGACAUUCGAUGUCCUUAAAUAUUCAAUCAUACUUCACGGAAAACAUGCAUGAAAAUAUUCAUCCUUUUGCCCAUUCGUUUGAAAAUUGCGUCUUCCUUCGAUUUUAUUCUUAAAGGAAGGGUAUUAUUCUGUUUUCAAAAACUUCUCGAAUUUCCGACAAAUUUAAAACCCGGCAUGCAGUUAAACCUGCAUUCAGAGUUUACAGAAUUCAAUCCACAUAUUUUCUGCGUACGGGAAACCAUGCAUUUCUCCGUAGUAUUAGGAGGAAGCUAUAUGGGGUUCAUAAAAUUUGGCAGAGAAUUUGAGCCAUAUUGUUUACUUUAUAAGCCCCAUAGGUGGACGCAGAGACGUGACGUUUUAUGAGCAGCCAUCUCACGGUAUCAAAAAUUAUCAUUAAUAGAAACUUUUCAAAACCUUUGAGUAUAAAAUCGGAUGAAGACGCGACUUACUACCGAACAGCAUUUUUCAAUGAAAUAUGAUUGAAUAUUUCAGGGCAUCGACAGUCAACGAGAAAAAUGCAUGUUACAUGAGUAGUCAUUUUUAAAAGAGUAAGGGUUUGCCUCCAUCCAGAAAGAAGUUAUUUUGAAAGCCGACAUGCUGAAGCAACUGAAUUUCUAUAGAAUUAUCCUGCGCGAUGAUUAGUUUUACAACCCAACUUUAUUGAUUUUUCGAACCGAAGACGCAUUUCAGAAUCUUGGUAAAAAUAUUAUGAGGUUAUCCAUUUAAUAUAUUAUCAUGGAUCAUGAUGCAUUAUUAUGUUGGCCAUGCGUUCUGCAAUAUAAACGCAAUAAAUUAUGCAAAGUAUUUUCAAAAUUAUUUCGUCUUUUGACUGUAGACGAUGGAAAGGUAUCACUCGCAGCAAAUAUCUGCACGCAAUUGAUAUACAAUUGCUUCACCUUUCCAAACACCAAAGGAACCGUUGAAGCGUUCAUGAAAUGCUACGUCGAAUGCCAAGUAACAAAAACAGGUAAAAUACUUAUUUUGUUAUUAUCCGAAAGAUAUCGCUUUUCACGGUUAAUAACUUAACAUUUUACUUCCUUCAGAAAACCAAACGCAUCAGAAUUAUAUGUACGUGUGCAAUCCCAGUUCCCGUCAGUGUAUUGACUCUCUAUUCUUUACUCAACCGGAGGAAAAAGAACCGAGUGAUGUAUUAGAGAAAUGCUACAUGGACUGCGGAAACGGUGGAGGUAGGCCCUAACCAUUAAUAUGUAAAGAUAAUUUAUUCAAAUUUUGAAUGUAGUGUGUAUGUGAAAUAAUCACCCGCAAAAAGAAGACAAAAUUAAAAGUAAGCAACCGUAGGAGAUUGAGCAAUCAUGGGGUAAAAAGACGAAAAACCAAGCACAUAGAAUAAAGAAAAUAAAAAAACAGCGAAAAAAACAACAGACCGACAGUGGAUAUUGCAUGAAACGUUAAUCAAAAUCCCGUGACACUCCAGAUAUGUCAGAGUUGCGAAAAUUGAAUAUGCUGAUUUCAGUCAACUAUAUCAAACGCACUCGGCAAACUGCAUUCAAAAAAUAAUAAAAUGCAUUAAAAAUUUAAAAUGCGCACGAAAAUUCAAUAAGCUUGUUUACAAAAUAAAAAGAACAUUGAGGCCUGACACAAUUAGGAGCAAGUAGACCUAAAUAUAAAUGUUUGACUCAAGGACGCAAAUCAAAAAGUUCCAAAAUGUACAAUAAAUGCUAAUAAGACGAAAGUCCCUGAAAACCAGCAUCUAGAAAAAAGACAAAAAGAACAUGCAUGGAUAGUUUCCGUGCAUGACAAAAUAUAUAUACAUAAAAGAAACGAGGAGAAGAUGAAAAAACAAAAAAAUAAUCAAAGUGAAAGCAGCGAAAGUAUAAAAAUUGCACAAAGGUACAACAGGGCAGAAAGACAGAAAAAGGUACACUGCAAAAAAAAUAAGAAGAAAAAAAUUAAUAAUUCAAAAUUUGAGAACGAGAAAUUCAACGAAAAAACGUCAAGAAAAAAAAGAAGACAAAACGAAAAAUUUCCAACCGAAUAAUACAGAAAGGCAAGGGGUAAAAAAGGGGUUAAAAAAAGACGAAAGAUCAAAAUCAUAAAUCAUCAAAUGUGACCGAAGAAUAAACCAAAGAUACAAGAUGAGAAAAUGGAUGUCAUUAUGGUUAGAGGUUAGAGAUUAGCCACCAAAGGAAUGACCAUGGUUGAUGGUACGUUUGUAGCUAACCAGGAUCUGGCCCAAGGGGGCUACAUACCAUACCCAUGCCGAAAUAUGCAAAGGCCAGUCUAUGCUAUGAAUGCUUGCUUGCGAAUGCCCCUACUCAGCAGGCCUUCUGAAGCGUCAGGUCAAUGAAGUUGAUUUCACAUUCAGAUGCUGUGUGCAUUUUCCAGCCUAAUAUUAUCUCUUCCAUUUCCAACAACUCCAAAAUGACCAGCUGCCAGCCCCGAACCAGAACUCUUCAAAUGUGACCAAGAUUCCAAGAGCUGCAAAGCCUGCAAUGAGGAAGAUGACAACUGUUCCGACUUAGCCACUUGCGAAGACAGCUGCCAAGGAGAACGUAAGUGCACUACCUGCGUAUUUGCCCUCACUAUACUACUACUAAUACUUAUGCUACUACUACGACUACUAAUGCUACUACUACUACUACUAAUUCUACUACUACUACUACUACUCAUUAAUACUAACACUACAACCACCUACACCGUCAGAAUCAAUAGGCCAGAAUAUGUGACUGCAUCAUUUUGCAUAAGUCCUAAGGCGAAAUAUUGCGUCUCACUGCAUGCACCGUUUCGUAUGAAGAGGUGUAGAGGCAGCGAGAUGGUCGUGAGAUUACUGCAUCCUCCAGACCAUGUCUAUUCCUCCUACUCAUCAUCCUCCUCCUCCUCCUCCUCAUCCUACUCAUCCUCCUCAUCCUCCUCUUCCUCCUCCACCUCCUCGUGA
Spirometra erinaceieuropaei is the source of this 3529-nucleotide messenger RNA. NCBI's taxonomy places the organism in Eukaryota, Metazoa, Platyhelminthes, Cestoda, Diphyllobothriidea, Diphyllobothriidae. The record is from the annotation of a GenBank genome assembly.